This is a messenger RNA of Hypanus sabinus (Atlantic stingray), 6765 nucleotides long. RefSeq names its product DET1 and DDB1 associated 1 (gene dda1). Gene Ontology annotation, biological process: positive regulation of proteasomal ubiquitin-dependent protein catabolic process. Gene Ontology annotation, cellular component: Cul4-RING E3 ubiquitin ligase complex. NCBI's taxonomy places the organism in Eukaryota, Metazoa, Chordata, Chondrichthyes, Myliobatiformes, Dasyatidae. The transcript is spliced from 5 exons. The record is from RefSeq and is a predicted model, not a curated record. Bases 51 to 359 code for a protein of 102 amino acids.
ACGGGGUAGCAGGUUUGUGUGAGAGGUGGAGUGAUGCGGAGCUGGAGAAGAUGGCGGACUUCUUGAAAGGACUGCCAGUCUAUAACGAAAGCAAUUUCAGCCGGUUUCACGCAGAUUCGGUUUGCAAAGCUUCGAAUAGAAGACCAUCUGUAUACCUCCCAACACGAGAAUACCCAUCGGAACAGAUCAUUGUGACAGAAAAAACCAAUAUUUUGCUUCGAUAUCUCCAUCAGCAGUGGGACAAAAAGAAUGCAGCAAAGAAACGAGAUCAAGAGCAAGUGGACAUUGAAGGCGAGAGCUCCGCACCGCCAAGGAAAAUCGCCCGCACAGACAGCCAGGAUAUGAUUGAAGACACCUAGUUCUCCGAACUGCAGAUGCAAGUGCUUCCCUUUUCAUCAUGUAAUGUCUUACCGUCUCUCCACCGUACAGUCCUUCAUUUGUAUAUCAUAGGAGCACCUUUAUUUAUUUACAUGUAAUUUAAGGCCUGGGGGAGGGGAAGUGAGGAGGCAGGUGGGGAUUUCAAGUACAACAAACAGAAGGCCUGCACAUGUCCAGUUGGUGUCAGUGAAAUGACUUAACUGCUCCAGGUUUUACUUGGGUCUGGGGCAAAGACUGGAUGAGUGUAAUGAGAAAUCCGUGGUGAAACAUUGUAAUAGUGUGAGCUUCCGGAAUGGUAAUAUUUUUGCAGUGCACAUUUCUCUAAUUGGUACUGACCCCAAUGUCUAAAUUAGCGUCUCCCUUGUCCAUCACCAGACAGUUUUAAGCCCCCAUUGGGUUCAAUGUGGCACAAUUUGCUACUGAGGUGCUUGUCUUGAUAUUUAGGCAGAAGCAGACAUGCCUGCUUCACUAGUUAUUGUUAAAACCCUCCUGAUCUCAUUAUAAUUGAGGAUCAUCCAGUAGCUGCUUCUUGUUUUAUGUUUUACAUGACUUCUGCCCCAUCUUCCUCUCAAUAGUUCUUGCUUAGAGCAUCAGAAUGCAAGAUAAUGAGAACUAUCUGGGCUGAUCUGCCCCAGACCACCCUCAGCUCUUUAGCAAACAUUGCAGGAGUUGCCUGGCAACCUAGGAGACCUUUGGCAAUUACAGCGUUGCUGGGUGUGCUGGGCCCUUGUCAUUCAUGGCCCUCGCAGAUUAAACAUUUGAUUUUGGGACUGUUAACGAGCCUCGUGGGACCUUCAGUUUUAUGCUUUAGUUUAAGAAAGGGAAGCCAUUUGUAUAGGUUUGUUUUUUUUAAAGAAUAAACGAUUUUGAAGUCCAAAGAGUUACUGUCAGGCAUGCUGGCAAAUCGCUGAUUCUAACUCUCUGCAUGCCGAGGAAUCGCUUCCAGGGAGCCUCAGUAGGAUAUCCCAGCCCUGAAAUGAAGUACUGGUGUUUAAUGCAUUUGUAUAACAUUGUGUUUCUUUCUCCCCCCGCCCCCCCCCCCCCCCACAAUUUUAACAUAGGCAUUGACUUUUUAAGUGCCAGACUGGAGAGAGCAGAAUGCAGCGUAGCUUAAGAAAAUGUUACGUUGUUCUUGUGUUGAUUUUACAUGUUACAACUUUUGUUCAGGGUGCAGUAUACUGUUUCUAAGCAAUUUUUUAACUACUGGCGGGGGGGGGGGGGGGGGGGGGGUGGUGGAAGAAAAACAAUCUUCCACGUGUGACAUCUUCACUGAAACUCAGCUUCAGAAACCAGUUUUUGCUUGAUCCGUAACCAAUUUUGCUGAACUGAAAUCUUAGCAAUAUCAGAGUGAAAGUUGGGGAAAACAUACCAACCUUAGGAAAGGAAGAGGUGCUACUGCUUUUCAUGUUGGUCUGAAUAUGUAUAACACACUGAGGCAAAAAUUGGAUAGACACUUAAAAUUAAACCUGAUGCACAGAGGUGCAAAGUUGUGUUAUGUCUCAUGCAUGGGCCGUUAUGAUGGAGAGUUAUUUUGCUUCCAGCUUGAGCAGGUUUUCCAGUAUUACUCUUUUCUCCACACUUCAUCUAUUCCUGCUCUCUUGCUAAGAUAUCAGGCUAUUCAGUUUCUUUAAGGAACGAGAGGAAUUUUGGGCUUGGCAAAACAUUGUGUCCUGUAUAGCAAUUACACAUUGUGUCAAUUUUUUUCUGUACAUUCACAACCACUUUUCUGCUUUACCCCCCCCCCCCCAAGCACCUCACACCAAAACAGAAUUACUACUUCAUUUCCUUUGCAAGCAGUGCUCCUUGCUGUGACAAUCUUUCUGAUCCUUGCUAUUCUUUGUUGAUUAGCAGCAAAGGGAAUUGUUUAGUUGAGUUGUUUCAGUCUUUCAUACCUAUUCAAAUUUUGCCAAAAUGCCUCGCUUUCAAUCAAGUUCUGCUCUGCAGUUCUGGGUUAAUAUGUGUUACUACAUUUGCCUUGAGACUGCUGCUCUCUGAAGUUCUAUUGUCAUGUGACUGAGGAAAAAUUAUCACUUGCCCUUUUAUUAUCAACCAAGUUAAGCCUCCAAUCCAAGUGACUAAUUACAUGGAAACUUGAGGGCAAAGUGUUUUUUAAUCAGGAGCUGUUGUGUGUCAUCCAGCACUUUCAUUUUCCAUACUCCUGCGAUAGUCUCGUUACUCUGCGUGAUCUUUUCUAAGGAACUAUGAAGUUUUGUUUAGUGGCGAAUGUGAGUGAGGGUGAUGUUUAAUUAAGAACUGCUUUCAGAGCCUUCAGCCUGAAGGUAGAUUGGUGCUUCUGCAUUCCCAGGGUCAACAUUGCUUUCACUGAGGAGGGUGAGUGAUGGGCCUUAGUUUUAGACCAAAGGACACAGUGAAAUGAAGUGCUUGGUGCUUCAGGGCCAUUAGACCCCAUCACUAGGUGUGUUUGACCUUGAUUUGGAGCUAGCAGGUGUGCCCCAUUAGCAGAUAAUGUUAUGCUGAGGCUUUGCUGAUAAAACUGUGCAAACCGUACACAAGCUGAGACUAUUUAUGUGGUUUUCCAACAGGUGUUAGUUGCUUUAAUCACAUUUCUUUCCUCCUUCCUCAUAUUUUCGAAAAGACCCUUCCUUAGAAUUUCAACAAAAACUUGCUGAUGAAGUUGCAAAGUUUUCUGUCUGAUGGAUGGUAAAACUUAUUCAGACAGAUGUCUUCGUACCACACAGUGAAUGAAACACAGUGUUGGUAAUACUUCAAUGUGGCAUUAUCUGGAUUUUGAUCCUUAUUUGCCAAAGACCUACUGAGGGUUGUCAAGUUAAACAUUGAAUUAAUUUUCCCACAUUUAAAUCUGUCUAAAAUCACUAUGUUAAUAAAAUCAAAGGUCAUGGUCUAGAGAGGGUUUCAUUGUCAGGAAAACAUGAUAGGUUUCAGAGAAACACAGGUCCUUUCUAAAGCUGUAAUAAGAACAGAGGAAGUACUAGAAAUACUAAGCUGGUCAUGCGGAAUCCACGAGGAGCAAAUUAAAUGUUUUGUGUUGAUUAUGUAAAACUUCAAUCUGAAUUAAUAACUGUUCCUUUGUCCUUCACUUUUGCCUGCUUGUGUUUUCAGCAGUUUCAUUUUUCUAUUUCCAAUCGGGAUUUGGCUUUCAUGAACAUAUUUUUGGAUGUGUUCUGUUCAUUUGAGUGGCAUGACUUCAAAUGUGGUUCAUACUGUUCAGCAUUUCUUAGCUCUCUGGAGAUGACCGCUUAGAUGCUUACACAUCUAUAGCACCAAAAAGUGGUCUUAAUUUCACUAAUUAACCAGCCUGGUGUAGGCCAUCCAAAAGAGAUGGGGAGGGUGGGGUGAAGAGGGUUGGGUACUGUAUCUAGUUUAGUGAAGUGGGGGUAGUGGGAUUCCACCCCUAGAAUUUAAAACAGUAAGCUGCAGUUUGCAUUUUCAUUUAAAGCACUGAAUACAAACAAAAACAGAAGCAGUUUUCUUCCCUUCUAGCAGGUUACUUGCUGAAGAUUGUAAUCUCAGCAUUGGCAGCGUUGAGAAGCCAAGCACGUAAUUUCUACAGUGUGUCUCCUUUCCAUUCCAGAUUGGGCCAAUGCUCCUCACUCCUGAAAAUUAUACUAAGCACUCAGAAAUGAGAUAUCUGGAGUGUUAAGUGGGUUUCUGUCAUUCACUGAAGGGCAAUGAAUUGGUUGCAGAGUAUUCAAGUGUGUGCUGUUACUGAGGGGCUAUUCCAAUCCAUACUCUUAGAUCUCCUAGCUCCUUUGGGCAAGAUUACGGUAGAUCAUGCUUCCCUCAACCAGCUGGUGCUUUCAGGCACAAUGUGAAAUUAUUAUUGGUCAAGCAAGAUAAGGGUGUGAAGAGGAAGCCUGGAUUUCAGUGUGUCCUUUCUCUCUCUGCAGUGAAUUGCUUUCUGAACUUGGACGAAGUGCUUAUGAUGCUCCUGGUCUGAAAAUGUCGCACCAAUUGUGAGAGUGUUUGAUUUGACUGUGUUUUCUCGCACACAUCCACAUGCGUGCACACACAGACACACACACACCCCCCUACAAACAUGCGCGCACACACGCACCUACCUGCUGGCAUGAAAUCUUUAAUCAUGGACAGUGCUUUGGGGUAUUAUCUUUGGAUAUGCUUAUUAUUUCUAAAUUUUAAGCAUCAGCCCUCCUGUUCACUGGCACUGGAGUGAAUGGAACCUUGCUUUUUAUAAUUUGCUGUCUGGUGCAGUCCUCUGCCAGUACAAAAAUAUUCCUGUGGCCACAGGAGAUGGACAAUGAACCAACUCUUGUUCAAAUAUCAUUGCCCAUCGCUGUAUUAGCACAUUAUACAAAGUUGCUCUUCCCUGCUUGUUCCGUUGAUCACUUUUAAAUUUGCUCUGCAUGGACUAUGUGAGCUGCUACCAAUCAAUCACUAGCUUUUAUUGAAUUUUUUAAAUAAAUAAAAUGCCACAGAAGCCUUGUAAUAAAGGUGUUUGUAAGUGUGAAGGAUGUAAACAUUUUUUGUAUUACUGGGUCCAGACCAGUGUGAUUACCAAGCUCAUCAAAGCUGUUGAUGGAUUAUAGACUGAUGACUUAACAAGUCUGCGCAACAGCCUGCUAACAGGAAGGGAGAGCGUUCCCAGAUUUAUCUACAUUGAACUGAAUGGUUCUCUCUGACCUCCCACUUCCUUCCCCAUCAAAAGCUACAGACUCCUGUAAGAGGGUUUAGUUAAACAGCCAUUAGAUGUCACUCUGAGAUGCUGGGGAUUGUUUAGGUGGUGGCAAAGUGAUGAUGCAAGAUAGUAAUAAUACUAAUGUAAGAUUGAACCAACUGAUAGCCCGAUGAUUGAUACUGAAUGUGGCUGAGAAGGAUCUGAUUUGUGAGGCAGGAACUUUGAAAGGGUGUGGCUGCUAGGAGUCUAGAGAAGUGGUGGCGAGCAAUCUGGGUGGCAGGCCCUCAGUGCUGAGUGUUCAUUUUGUUAGCUUUAUUUCUGAUCACUAGUACUCGUGGUGUUCAUAUCAUUUGAUUUUUGCUGUAUAGUUCCAUUGAACUUGCAGACUUAUUUACCCUAUUGACAGUCAAUAGGGUCCCAGAACUACUUCACAAACUUUUUUUUUCUCCAGUCAUAACUAUUUUGUUUUGAUCUUUUUAUUUUCCCCAAAGUAUUAUAAAUUAUUUUUGUUCUGUGACUGUAGCCUAGACUCAGGCUACACUCUCACUUAAGUCAGAAUGUUGAGUGGUCAAGCCCCCUUAGUGUUUUGACCAGGAAUAUUUUGGCUUGAUGUUUCAGUACAGCACUGAGGGAGUGGUGCACUGCUAAGAGUGUUACCUUUCAAGUGGGAUAUUAAAUCAAGGAGGUUCUAAUGUGGGAAAAAGAAAGCCAAGUUUCUCCCUGGUGAAUUUUGCUAGACUUUUUAAUCCCUUGAACAUCAUCACUGAAUAAUAAUCUGUUUGCUGAGUGCAGGUUACCAGUUGCAUUUCCUACAUUACAUCAGUGACUACACUUCAAAAUGUACUUCUUUGGUUCUGAAGUACUGUGGCAGUGUAAGGUGCUAUAGAAAUGCAGUUAUUUUCACUGAUCAAUACCUUUUCUUGCUUUGAACAAAUGGGAAAGCCUUUAUUAGAUAUUAGAGUAGGAAAAUUUUGGAAUGAGUGUGGGGAUGGGUGGGUUUUCCUUGGAAAAUGUCAAGAUAUAGACUGAGGUCAUUUGCUGGGAAGUAGAAAUGUUUGAAGACUACAGCACUUGUGUAGUGGGAACCUUCCUUAAGCUCAGUUUACUACAAAGAGAAGCUGGGCCCGUAAGUUCAGUUAUUUAUUGCUUUAGGAAAACCUGGAGGGGUUUCCAGGAAACAACAUGUAACAGCUCAACUGUGUAGAAGAAAUGUGAAGAUCAGUCAACCUCUGAUCACCACCUUUAUCCCUCCCUUUAAGUUGGCUACUGCUUGUGGUGGUGGUUUCUUUGACUGUGGGGAAUUGCAAACAAAGCUGGAAUUCUGUUUUCAUCAUAUGCAUGCAUUUCCCAGCAGGGGUGACUGGUAUUGAACAGGGGCAGUAAACACAGAUUUCCUGAUUUUUUUUUUAAACAUGUAUAUAAGUGCCCCUAUCUCCCUUCCUUUGCUCCCACUUCAAUUUCUUUGCUUUAAGCUGGAGUACAUUAUUUCUACACAGCCUUGGUCCUGUUCUAAUAUGUGUGGCUCAGGAGCACACAAUGAUGUGGGACACAAUGGUAAAGAGGGAAGUGAAGAUUCCUCCUAAUUCCCCUUUUAAAAGAUGUAGUGAAUUGGAAAAGAUGUGAGCUGGUGAGAUCACCGUCAGUAAUUACCUUGAUCUGGUCUAUUGCUGCUCUCAAUUUGUACAAAUUUUUUUGAGCUCUCUAUUGUGAAUUUAGCAAACAAAAGCUAAUGUACCUUCUAGAUGCAAAUUAAAAUAUUUUGACAAAUACCA